AGCUUUUGUCCAUAUGCAGAUGGAGACAACAACAUAAAGCUAAGUUAUACGAAGCCAAAGUGUAUUUUCUUGAUCCAAUAAAUCUUUUAAUGCUGUUCACAUUGAUAUCCGUGUUUGAUUCAAGUUUUUAAACAUGCAACAAAUUCUAUCAAUGUACUAUGUGAAUCUAACAACUUGACUUUUUAAAAUGUUGAAAUGUCAGAAUCAAAGAAAAAGAAAAAUGCAGUGCCGUGAUUUAUUGACAAAGAAACAAUUCUUUGCAGUUUCGGCCAGAAAUCCAUUCAUACUGAGAUAUUAAUUGCCUACCUUUCACUCUUUGUUUUUUUUUUUCAGUUAUUCUAUGAAUAUAAAAAAAAUUAGAAUGAGAAAUUGAGAAUAUUAAUUCUGAACGCUGUCCAAUUCUGUGCUGUUAACUUUUUUACUUUUUGCUUUUUCCUUUGAGUGGAACAGUUAAUAUAUCGAACACAAACCCGUGAUUGUAAAAUGAGUGGAUAUGGACAAGUAGUAUAUUAAAUUAAAACAAUGCAAGGAGCAUUGCAUCUUUAUAAGAAAGUGCAAGGACCAUAUUCUUUACCAUUCAUCCCCAAUCCUUUUUGCCCCAUCAUUGGAUAUGGAAUUUUCCACUCUUUCAUGGCUACAUUCUCCUAUCCUCAUUUCAUUUUUCUACUUCAUUGUAAUAUCCACAUUGAUAUGUUCAUCAACAGCAACAAGAGACCUUGCCCCAAAAUCAGAAAUAAAUACCUCUGAGUUCAUUAAGACAUCUUGUGGUACAACAUUGUACCCCAAAUUAUGCAUUGAAACGCUCUCACCUUACUCAAACUCCAUCCAAACAAGUCCUAUGGAAUUGGCCAAUUCAGCACUCACUGUGAGCUUAAAAGGAGCUAAAUCUACCACGAACAAAAUCUCAAAAAUGUCCAAAGAAGAGAACUUAGGUCCAGCAGAAGUACAUGCCUUAACAGACUGUGUCGAAAACAUGGAGGACUCCGUGGAUGAGCUUCAGAAAUCAUUGUUGGAGAUGAAGAAUUUGAAUGGACCAGAUUUUGAAGAGAAAAUGGGGAAUGUAAUGACAUGGGUAAGUGCUGCUUUGACAGAUGAAGAUACUUGUAUGGAUGGAUUUGACGACAAUUCUGCAUUGAAUGGGAAAGUUAAGGCCACUAUUAGGAAUUACAUUGUUAAUGUGGCUCAAUUAACCAGCAAUGCUUUAGCUCUUACCAAAAAUCUUUCCUCCUCUUAGCACAUUAAAUUCACCACUGUAAUUUUUUAGCUGCUUUCCAUUUCCCAUUUUGGAAACCAAAACAGAGUUCUCUUCUGUAUUUUUCCAGUUUCAUGAGGAAAAAAUUGUGUCUGUCAAGAUCUUCUUGAUUCAAAGUUCAUACAACAGGGUGACCUGAUAAAUGUAUAAAAAAAUUAUGAAGAGCUUACUUGUCAAA
Messenger RNA from Capsicum annuum, 1430 nucleotides. RefSeq names its product 21 kDa protein. The transcript has a single exon. Gene Ontology annotation, biological process: negative regulation of catalytic activity. The record is from RefSeq and is a predicted model, not a curated record. Lineage: Eukaryota; Viridiplantae; Streptophyta; Magnoliopsida; Solanales; Solanaceae. Gene Ontology annotation, molecular function: enzyme inhibitor activity. The coding region runs from base 611 to 1234 and encodes 207 amino acids.